AUGAUUUUCGACUUCGCAGGACUGGCCCAAGGGCUUUUGCUGGCGCUGUUUGCCACGGCAACCGUCGUCUCGGCUCAUCCAGGCGAGGCUCCUCCGACUCCGCGGGAAAUUGCAGCAGGCAAGCUCUACAGGCGCUCGGCUCAGACGCAGUACAAUCGCUGCAAUGGUUCUCACCAAUCGCUGCAACGUCGUCACGCCGUCAAUACCCAGGUGCACCGGCGACAGAAGCUCCUCGAGCAGCUUCGUGCCCACGCUACUCGGCGACGCUCUGGCUCAGACUACGCAUCUGAUGUGCUUGAAACCAGCCAUGUCUCCAACCGAACUGACAUCACGAGCAACUCAACCACUUCCGCGGUCUUUGCAAACAGCACGGACGCCUGUGUCCUGCAGCCAGAAGUCACGAUCGGGCCUUAUUGGGUCAGCGGCGAGCUGCUUCGUUCCAACCUGACCGACGAACAGCCGGGCGUGCCCCUCUACCUUGAUGCACAAUUCGUCGACAUCAACACAUGCGACCCUGUCCCCGACCUGUACUGGGAGAUCUGGAACUGCAACUCGACCGGCGUCUACUCUGGAGUGGUGGCCAGUGGCAACGGCAACGUGGAAGACGAAUCCAACCUCAAUACAACGUUCCUUCGGGGUGUUCAACGCACAGACGAGAACGGUGCUGCUCAAUUUCAGACCAUCUUCCCCGGCCACUACACCGGUCGAGCGCACCACAUCCACGUCGUGGCGCACAUUAACGCUACGUUGCUCUCAAACAACACGUUGGCCAACUCUGCCGACACCGGAGCAGUCCAUAUUGGCCAGUU
Messenger RNA from Moesziomyces antarcticus, 809 nucleotides. Its product is annotated as GPI anchored dioxygenase. Gene Ontology annotation, molecular function: ferric iron binding; oxidoreductase activity, acting on single donors with incorporation of molecular oxygen, incorporation of two atoms of oxygen. NCBI's taxonomy places the organism in Eukaryota, Fungi, Basidiomycota, Ustilaginomycetes, Ustilaginales, Ustilaginaceae. The annotation marks the transcript as partial. The transcript has a single exon. The record is from RefSeq and is a predicted model, not a curated record.